This is a messenger RNA of Salarias fasciatus (jewelled blenny), 1313 nucleotides long. RefSeq names its product Rho family GTPase 1b (gene rnd1b). Gene Ontology annotation, molecular function: GTP binding; GTPase activity. NCBI's taxonomy places the organism in Eukaryota, Metazoa, Chordata, Actinopteri, Blenniiformes, Blenniidae. The transcript has 5 exons. The record is from RefSeq and is a predicted model, not a curated record. Gene Ontology annotation, biological process: small GTPase-mediated signal transduction. Bases 82 to 780 code for a protein of 232 amino acids.
CUGAGCCGCUUUUCAGCCUCCCUGGGCUUUGUGCGCUUCUUCUCGACCAGACGAACCGAACGCUGGCUCGGCGGUAACAGGAUGAAGGAGAGGAGGAAUACGCAGCCGCUGGUGGUGAGAUGUAAGCUGGUUCUUGUGGGAGAUGUCCAAUGCGGAAAAACGGCGAUGUUGCAAGUCCUUGCAAAGGAUUGCUAUCCGGAGACCUAUGUGCCCACCGUGUUUGAGAACUACACAGCCUGUCUGGAGCUGGAGGAGCAGAGAGUGGAGCUCAGUCUGUGGGACACUUCAGGUUCUCCAUACUACGAUAACGUGCGGCCUCUCUGCUACAGUGACUCAGACGCCGUCUUGCUGUGUUUUGACAUCAGCCGUCCAGACACCGUGGACGGCAGCCUGAAGAAGUGGAAAACUGAAAUCCUGGAUUUCUGCCCGAGCACACGCAUCCUGCUCAUCGGCUGCAAGACGGACCUCCGCACCGACGUCUGCACUCUGAUGGAGCUCUCCAAUCAGAAACAGACUCCCAUCACCUACGAGCAGGGCUCUGCCAUGGCCAAGCAGCUGGGCGCCGAGGCCUACCUGGAGUGCUCGGCCUUCACCUCGGAGAAGAGCAUCCACAGCGUCUUCCGCACGGCGGCCAUGGCCUGCAUCAACAAGCUGCAGCCCCUCCCCAAGCCCAGCCCCACCCGCCGCCUCUCCAAAAGACUGCUCCACCUGCCCAGCAAGUCGGACCUGCUCUCCUCCACCUUCAAGAAGGAGAAAGCCAAGAGCUGCUCGGUCAUGUGAGUGGGAACCUCUCGGGUUACAGGCCUCACAUGCGACCCCCGGCCCCUGCCUCUUUGGUCUCGGGGAAGGGGGGGUGGGCACGAUGGUUUUAUCAGGGCUCCCUGCUGGAUCCUUCCCUCACCCCCCCAGAAACCAAACACCCCUCAGAAGAGGUGGACACCCGGCUGUCCACUUGCUCCUGAACCUUUUAGCGCACAUCCAUCUUUUUCCACGGUUUAUCUUGCUUUUGAACCGACGACGCCAGUCGAGGUUUGACCAUCCGGCUGCCAUUCCUCACCUGUAAACAGUAUGCAACUGCAAUGGUGUCACAUCCGUCCCACUCUACUAUCUAUAGGCACAUGUUGAUUUAGUCCGAAAUGGAAAUGUGCAGCGUGUGACGUUAAAUCUUGUGAUGUAAAAGCCUCUCGGACAGUUCAGUGGAUAUUUUUCUAAGUACAAAAAUAAAUCUAGCAUGAGAUUAUCAGGAAUUAUCGAAAUCCUGCACAUCCUCCUCGCCAGGUGUUUGAGGUGUGUGUUACUGGUUUCCCCUGUGA